AUGCCUAACUAUCGAUUGUCACGGGCUGGUGCCUGGCGAGCGAGCCAAGUCCUCUGCUCUUCUUCUCUUUCCCACGCCCAGCAGAGGGCCAACCACUCUCAGACUACCAAAUCCCUUGAUUCGAUUCUGAUCGCAAAUCGAGGCGAAAUCGCGAUUCGUGUCAAUCGAACUGCUGCCCAGCAUGGAAUCCGGACCACUACUCUCUACACAAAUCCGGACGCUCUCUCACAGCAUGCCCAUUGCUCGCCCUUCUCAUUUAACCUCGGUCCCACUGCGGCUUAUCUGGACCAAGAGAAAAUACUCGCCAUAGCGAAACAGCAGGGUUGUCCGGCAAUUCAUCCAGGCUAUGGGUUCCUAUCGGAAAAUGCAGAGUUCGCAAGGAGAUGUGCCGAUGAAGGUGUUACUUUCAUUGGGCCUCCGCCCAGCGCCAUCGAGGACAUGGGGGACAAGGCACGAAGCAAAGAGAUCAUGAACGCGGCUGGGGUUCCAUGCGUGCCGGGAUAUCACGGGGCAGAUCAGAAUCCAACAACUCUUGCUGAAGAAGCAGAGCAAAUUGGCUACCCGGUUCUCAUCAAGGCUGUUCGAGGUGGAGGUGGGAAAGGCAUGCGGAUUGUAAAGAGCGCAAAGGACUUCCCGGACAUGCUCGAAAGCGCGAGGAGUGAGGCACGGAACUCGUUCGGCAACGACGACGUGCUAGUGGAGAAAUACAUCACGACGCCACGGCAUAUAGAGGUCCAGGUGUUUGCUGACCAGCAUGGCAAUUGCGUCGCGCUUGGUGAGCGAGACUGCUCGAUUCAGCGGAGGCACCAGAAGAUCCUGGAAGAAUCGCCGGCACCAAACCUGGACGACGCGAUACGCAAGGACAUCUGGGAAAAGGCUCGAGCCGCCGCCCUUGCUGUCAAGUACGAGGGUGCUGGAACGGUAGAAUUCAUCUUCGACAACGAUUCUGGCGAGUUUUAUUUCAUGGAGAUGAACACACGGCUACAAGUCGAGCAUCCCGUGACGGAAAUGGUGACUGGACUUGACCUUGUCCACUGGCAGAUCCUGGUCGCAGAGGGCAGGGCCUUGCCGCUGACCCAGCAGGAGGUGGAAGAGCAGAUCGCGCGGCGAGGUCAUGCCAUCGAAGCUCGAAUAUAUGCCGAGAACCCGGACAAGGGGUUCAUCCCAGAUUCCGGGAAACUCCUGCAUGUCAGGCUGCCUAAAGAGACCACCGAUGUCCGCAUUGACAGUGGCUUUGUCGAAGGCGACGAAGUGUCAAGCCACUACGACCCCAUGAUCGCCAAGUUGAUCGUUCGAGGGGAGGACAGGAAAGACGCGUUGCGGAAGAUGGCCGCGGCUUUGCAGGACUACGAGGUCGCUGGGCCAGUGACGAACAUCGAUUUCCUCAAACGAGUAUGCAAGUCCCCCGACUUCGUGGCUGGCCAAGUCGAGACCGGCUACAUCGACAAACAUCGUGAGGAACUGUUCUCGCAGACAGCCGUGACCCCUGAAGUCCUCGCCCAGGCGGCGAUAGCUUCGUUCUUGCACUCAUCCCCACAAUCGCCGGCAUCAGACAUCGCAGCAUGGCAACCGCCCUCGUCGCCCUCUUGGCUCAGCACAACAUCCGAUUUCCAGCCUCGGAUAUUUCAGUUUCAAGCAGCCGACUCCGCACCGGGACCUGGCAAAACACCAGAAACCUACAGCAUCGAGCUUCAGCAGACCACGCCGGGCCAUUUCUCGGUGAGCAUACCCUCCAAAGCGGAGGCCAUACAGGUAUCGGCCUCUUUCGAUCGGUCCACCAAUACCAUGACCACAUACUUUUUCCAUACCCGUCAGACGUCUUGCAUUGUGCUCGGCUCGUCGGACGCUGGCAUCAUCCAUCUCUUUACGCCUCAAGGAUUGUUUCGUCUUGUUAUUCCGUCGCCGGCUUGGCUGUCCAAAGCGCUCGGCGUGGUUGAGAAGCCCAACUCACUGUUCUCGCCCAUGCCGGCGAAGAUACUACGGGUGCUCGUUAGGCCAGGCGAUACAGUGCAUAAGGACCAAGCGCUCCUAGUCAUUGAAAGCAUGAAGAUGGAAACUGUCAUCCGCAGUCCCGCCGAGGGAUCCGUGGUGAAGCGAGUUGUGCAUGGUGAAGGCGAAGUCGUGCGCAGUGGUGUUGAGUUGGUGGAGUUCGAACAGGAACGAGCACAAGAGCCGAACGCUUGA
Molecule: messenger RNA, 2184 nt
Organism: Capronia coronata CBS 617.96
Lineage: Eukaryota; Fungi; Ascomycota; Eurotiomycetes; Chaetothyriales; Herpotrichiellaceae
Product: 3-methylcrotonyl-CoA carboxylase alpha subunit
Exons: 1
Coding region: 1-2184 (727 amino acids)
Cellular component (GO): mitochondrion
Molecular function (GO): metal ion binding; methylcrotonoyl-CoA carboxylase activity; ATP binding
Source: RefSeq, a predicted model, not a curated record